This is a messenger RNA of Rhododendron vialii, 2345 nucleotides long. RefSeq lists its product as uncharacterized. The transcript is spliced from 2 exons. The record is from RefSeq and is a predicted model, not a curated record. The coding region runs from base 1641 to 2024 and encodes 127 amino acids. NCBI's taxonomy places the organism in Eukaryota, Viridiplantae, Streptophyta, Magnoliopsida, Ericales, Ericaceae.
CUCUAUGUCUUUGUCUUUAAUUAAUCUAUGUCUUUGUAUUUAAUUACUCUAUGUCUUUGUGUUUAUUUACUCUCUGUCUUUAUGUGCUGAAAUUAAGCACAUGCAGAAGGGGUAUUCAGUGUGGGGUUCUUUGAGUGUGGGGGUUUCAAUUUCUGGUGCGGUAGCUGUGGGAGUACAGGGGUUUCAAUUUUUGGUGUGGGGGCUAAUUGGGGUUGGGUGUGUGGGAGUACGAUUCUGAGGGUGAAGAGAGGUGCCAUGUCUUAUACUCAAAGAAUGCAGCUCAUUAUUGAUAUGCUCUCCAGAAUCUAUACUGCUGGUUUUGGAACCUACAUUGUUGGUUUCUUUGUGGCACCUAUGGCAAAAAUGUUAGAUAUGGGAUGGACUUCCGGUGGAAUGUUGGUGAACUACUCUGUUCUAUGGCUUGUGGCUGUUCAAAUCACUUGUGGCAGUCCCUUUCAUGUACACUGCGGUUAUUUGUCUCCCUUUUCAUGGGGGUUGUUUUCCUUUUCUGUUUUGUUUGUCUGCUAGUUGAUUGCUUAUCAACCGGCUUUUCGAUUUUUUUGGCUUGAUAUUUUUGGAUAGGUGCCAACCUUGUUGAAAAGUAUCCAGUGCGUCUUGUUGCCAUUUUUUCUUUUGGGACUAUCUCUUGUAUUUUGUUCUCCUCUCUCUUAAUAUAUCUUUCUUCUUCGCCAUUCAAAAAAAAAAAAUAUUUUGGGGGCUUUGAUUCUGGUGUUGUGGUUGGUUAUGUGGAGUGCUUGGGAGAUGUUAGGGGCUUCUAUUCUGUCAAUGGAACUCAGCUAGCACGACCAAACUGGUGCUGGAUUUAUAUUACCAUCUGCUAUUUUUGUUGUUGCUUAUUCUGGAACUAAAAGAAUUUGAGUUGGAUUCAUGUUCUCUUUUUUUUGUGAUCAUAAUUUUGAGCAUUUGAUAUACUAUACGAAAAGUAAAUAGUAAAUCAUACUUGAUGAGAAAGAGGUACUAAGAAAGUUUGAGAUCUUUGGAGAAAACCAAUUUUAAACACUACAUUGAACUGCCCUUAACUUUCUUUUAUUUCUUUUAUUAACCUUGUAGAAAAAAGAAGAAAAUCUAAAUAGAUUACAUUACUUAAUCUUUUAAACGUCAACAGCAAUGUAAAUUAACUUUAAUUUAAGGUAUUUUCUUCCCUUAUAUUCAAUGUUCGUUCAAUUUUAUAUAUUGUUUGAUGGUUGGUCUAUUCUUAUUCUUUGUCGUCUUAUAGAUAUGCAAAGACGUCUACUAGAGGUGGAGGACGAGGAGGUCGUGGAAUGACAAGUCAUGGAAUAACUCCUCAUGGUGUGACUACAAGAUCAGUGCUUACUCCUAUUGUGAAAUUUACGCCAAAUAAUGAUGUGACUACAAGAUCAGCAAUUACUCCUGCUGUGUAAUCUAAGCCAAAUAAUGAUCCAGAGCAAAGAACGGUGUGAAUCCUGACCUUCCUGAGACUUGGAAGGAGACUCAUUACAGCCAAAAGAGACGAUGUCAUAGUUUAGAAACUGUAUAUGUAAGUGGAAAACAUCUCAUAAUGUAUUAGUUUUAUCUUCUAGAAAAAUUUGUUUUGAUUGUCUAGGCAUAAUUUACUGUGAUAUUUGCAGAAACAGUUAAAAGAUGUUCAUGAUCAAGCGAUGGCAAAUGGAUUUGUUCCUUUGACAGAUGAGGAGCUCUCAUGUACAGUCUUUGGACCCUUUUCAGGAUACGUACGUGGUUUAGGACAUGGUCCCAAGCCUAGCCUAACAAAAUCUGGCCAAGCUUCUCGGGCGCAACUUAUAAGAGAUGUUGAAGAGGCUAAAGAAGAAGCUACAGCAGUGCAUAAGAAGUGUGAGGAAGCUCUAGUUGAAGCAACACAAGCUCGUACAAAUGCUGAGCAACUAGCAGAAACCAUGGCUAACAUGCAAUCCCAAUUAAAUUUCUUGUUACAGCAAAAUGGUCGCAACAUGCCUUCCAAUGAUGCUAAUUGCUCAACGAAUGAUGGUGAUCUUUUUGUGGAUGAAAAUGCAAUGGAGUACUAGAUGGGAAACCAAUGAUGUUUGGAGGACAAAGCCGCUUUUUACCUUUUGUUUUUUGGGACUUCUAGAUGGAAGAAGGAUACUUGAAGGAUGCAAUUAGUUUCUGGUACUCAACAGUACAUAAUUUGGUAUUUCAUUGUUGCCUUUUGUUUAAAGGACUUCUGGUACUUGACAAUAUGAUAUAGUACUUCAUUGUGGAGGAUAUUGGAAGGAGGCUUUUGGUAUUUAACAGUACAUAAUAUAGUACUUCAUUGUGGUUUUUGUAUAGAUACUUGAUAUUAUGUUUUGGGAAUUGAGGUAUCAUGUUUUGACAUUGAGAAUUGU